This is a messenger RNA of Lutzomyia longipalpis, 7243 nucleotides long. RefSeq names its product attractin-like protein 1 (gene dsd). Bases 71 to 3853 code for a protein of 1260 amino acids. The record is from RefSeq and is a predicted model, not a curated record. Gene Ontology annotation, molecular function: protein binding. NCBI's taxonomy places the organism in Eukaryota, Metazoa, Arthropoda, Insecta, Diptera, Psychodidae. The transcript has 8 exons. Gene Ontology annotation, cellular component: Golgi apparatus.
UGUGCGUGUUAAUACGUGUCAGUGUGCGUGAAGUCAAAAUGUUUCUGUCAAAAUAAUAAAAAUUCGGGGGAUGUUUCAAUUUAUCUAUUUAGCAAAAUAUCGGCGAAAAUGGGUCUGGCUCUCUCCCGUGGUGCUCCUAGUGGUGACCCUGUUCGUGGAAGUGUCCACAAAGUGCAGUGAACACGACGAAGACCCCAAUGGCUCCUGCAUGAAUGGCGGAUUCUGCAGGAAUGGGACUUGCGUGUGUCCGGAGGGCUGGCAGGGUUCAGAGUGCCAGUUUUGCGGUGGAAAAGUCAGACUCACCCAACCCUGGGGCAACAUCCACGACGGCAUCGGCAACUACUCGAUCGGUGUAAAGUGCAGCUGGCUGAUUGAUGCCCGCGACCACGGUGUGACGGCCUCCCGCAGGCCAUCGAGCAUCCGGAUCCACCUGGAGGAGUUUGCCACGGAGUGUGGAUGGGACCAUCUCUAUGUGUACGAUGGCGAUAGUGUGGAGUCCCCGUUACUAGCUGUGUUCAGUGGCCUCAUGUACAAGCAAAACUUCUCAAUUCGUCGCGUUCCGGACGUGGUGGCGCACUCGGGAUCCGCCCUGUUGCACUUUUUCAGUGACGACGCAUACAAUAUGUCGGGCUUCAAUAUUUCCUACAAGAUAAACGGAUGUCCCACCACUGAUUCGCAUCUCGUGUGCUCCGGACAUGGUUUCUGCGACGAGGGAAUUUGCAAUUGUGAUGCUUUUUAUAUUGGAUCCGCCUGUAAUGUGCCAAUUUGUCCAAGCAACUGUUCCGCCCACCUUGGCCAGGGGGUCUGUGAUCGAGAAGGUCAUGCAUGUUCGUGCAAUGCUGGAUUUGCAGGGAGCGAUUGCUCUCAGCUGGAAUCACUCGGGUUCUUUGAUACGGUUGAACCAGAUUUCGCCCCGGAAGGUAGUGCCUCGCAUGGGGCAGCUGUUUGGCGCGAUACACUCCACAUAAUUUCCGGAGAGAGCUACGGGCGUGGUCAGUUGCUGACAAUGUAUGAUUUCAAUGGGAAUGUAUGGGAGACGGCUCAUGUGGAGGGAACAAAUUAUCCCGAAAUGCGCUAUGGGGCCUCAACGGUGAUGUAUGGGGAUAAGAUCUUUAUGUAUGGGGGUGUAAUUGGCCACAAGGGGGUGUGCGGGGAGUUGUGGGCAUUCGAUGUGAGUGCACGCAGCUGGGAGAAUAUCACCGUGAAGAUUGAUCAGUGCAAUGCAACGUACGCCAUGUGUGGUCCCCUAAAGUCAGCGGGGCACACAGCGACGCUCAUACCGGGCUAUGAUAAUGGGAAGAAGGGCAAUUAUCAGUACAUGGUGGUCAUUUUUGGGCAUUCACCGCAAUUUGGGUACCUCAACACGGUGCAAGAGUACAAUUUUGGCACGCGUGAGUGGAAAAUUGUCACAACACGAGGAUUCCCGGUGAAAGGUGGCUACGGACACAGUGCCAGCUAUGACUGGCUGACGGAGAAGAUCUACGUCUACGGUGGGAUUGUGUCUGAGAGUGAAAGCAAUCAAUUGCUAAGCAAUAAACUCUACAGCUAUGAACCAUUCACGAGAACAUGGACACUCCUCACGGCUGCAUCGACGGCGAGAUUCCUCCAUACGGCGAAUUUCAUCUCACCGGGUCUCAUGAUGGUAUUCGGGGGGAACACCCACAAUGAUACGUCACACAGCUUCGGUGCCAAAUGCUAUAGUCGCGAAUUAAUGGUGUACGAUGUGAUUUGCGAUUCAUGGCACAUUCAGCGGAUGCCAGAGGAAUUGCGUACUGAUCUCGCACGUUUUGGCCAUUCGGCGGUGAUGUUUGAGAAAUCCCUCUACAUCUACGGGGGUUUCGACGGGCAAAUGAUUGGGGAUAUGCUAAAGUACACACCUGGCAAUUGUCAUAGUCUCCAGAAGCCGGAGGCGUGUCUCAAUACACGUCCCGGGGUGAAGUGCGUGUGGGACAUUCAGAAAUCCAAAUGUCAUGCUGUUGCGGAUGUGCAGAAAACCGUUGUCUUCAGCCGAGAUCAGGAUGUCUACAUAACCUGCCCCGAAGUGAGUCGCAUUAAGAUGACGCAGCAACAUCUUCAUGAUGCUGAGCGAUGCGGAGAGCUGAAUGAUUGCCAGAGUUGCGUAUCAACGUCAUUUGGAUGCACGUACUGCGGUGGAGGGGCAUGUACGAAGGAUAAAUGCCGUGAACCAUUGCUCGAUGGGAAUGCAUCGAUUCCCGUGAAGGAGAUUGAUCAGUGUGUACGAGAUCCCAAUCCUGUUUGCCUGCAAUUGCAUGGAUGUCAAGCAUGUACGGCUAAUACGCAGUGCCAUUGGGAUUACGAAGCGAGUAGGUGCAAAGCGGCUGGGAAUCGUACAGCUAAUGAUAUUGUCGAUACCCUACCGUGUCCACCGGCAUGCGCUGCCCUCACGAGCUGUGAAAAUUGCACGCAAGGUGAAUGUAUCUGGUGCCAAAAUGAACAGAGGUGCGUGGAUAAAAAUGCCUACACAGCUAGUUUCCCGUACGGGCAGUGUCGAGAGUGGACUACAUUGUCCAGCAAAUGUAGGGCUGCUGUGUCCGGAAAGUCACAAUGUGGCUUCUACCGGACAUGUUCACAGUGUAGGGAUGAUCCAGCAUGCGGAUGGUGCGAUGAUGGGUCACGCACGGGUUUGGGUAAAUGUCUCCCAGGGGGUGAUAGUGGACCUCAGGAGGAGAUGGAAUGUCCAGCACAUCGUUGGCACUUUACACACUGCCCCAGCUGCCAGUGCAAUGGGCACAGCACCUGCUUAGAUGGUCAUGUGUGUCGUCAACCCUGUGGCAAUCUCACCACAGGUCCUCAUUGCGAUAAAUGCCGUACUGGCUAUUGGGGCAACCCCGUCAAUGGGGGCACAUGUCAGAAGUGCGAAUGCAACGGACAAGCAACGCACUGCAACAGUGAGACGGGCAAGUGCUAUUGCAGCACAAAAGGUCUCGCGGGGGAUCAUUGUGAGAAGUGUGAUGCAACAAAUCACUACCAUGGGGAUCCAAGCAAGGGUAGCUGCUACUACGAUCUCACAAUUGACUACCAAUUCACAUUUAAUCUCUCCAAGAAGGAUGAUCGACACUUUACACAAAUAAACUUUCGCAAUUCCCCCAUGAAGUCAGACGUGGAUGCUGACUUUACCAUCAUCUGCAGCGUCCCGGCGAAAAUGAACAUCACAAUCCGUACGGCUGGAGGUCCGGAAAAACCCCUUAUUACCGGUGUCAAUUGCUCCACAUUCCGGCAUCGCUUCUCAAAGACAGAACAUCUCUUUGGUGUGGAGGACAAUGUGACCCUAACAACGUUCUAUGUGUACGUGUAUGAAUUUCAACCGCCACUUUGGAUUCAAAUAGCUUUCUCGCAGUAUCCUAAAUUGAAUCUUCAGCAAUUUUUCAUCACAUUUUCCACUUGUUUUCUUCUCCUUCUCCUGAUGGCGGCUAUUCUGUGGAAGAUAAAGCAAAAGUACGAUAUGUUUAGGAGGCGGCAGAGGUUAUUUGUUGAGAUGGAGCAAAUGGCUUCGCGUCCCUUUAGCCAAGUUAUUGUGGAGAUUGAAAACAGGGAUUACAAUGAACUCUCCCCGGCCGUUGAAACCAUUGCGACUGUGCCGAAGAAGCGAAAAAAGGACGCACCAAGUCCAAUCGCCCUAGAGCCAUGCAGCGGCAAUAGAGCUGCGGUUCUUUCACUUCUAGUCCGGCUACCGACAGGUGGCCAUCAACAUGCUCCGCCAGGGCAGGUGGCUGGAUUGGCGGUGGCAAGUGCUCUUGUGACUCUCGGCAAUCCACGAAGGCCAUCCAUUGAGCACCCCAAGGAGCCUAAAGCUAAACGAAAACAGAGUCAACAUCCAGACAGUUGUAUAUAAAAAAUAUAUAUUAUAUAUAUUUAAAAAAAAUGAGAAAGAAAAAAAAAGAGGGACAGAGUGUUUUAUGCAAAAUAUUUUAACAAAAAAAAAAGAUUGCGAUUAUGAUAUCUAAGAAGAACACAAAAUCUCUGCCGAAGGAGAUAGAGAAGAAAAAAAGAAAAAAAAAUGUGUGUGUGAAUGUGCAACUAAAGUGGAAAGAUUGAUAUAUACAUAUAUAUUUAGUUUAACAAUACUUAUAUAGGAUUUUUUUUGAAUCUUAUGAAAAGAACUUCAAACUCUUAUAAGUCUAUAUUUAGAUACAAAAUACCUAAAUACUAAAUAACUAUCAAUUACACAAUAUUCCCACAUAUUUAACCAUCUAACAAAAGGUAUAUAAAUAUAUUUUUUAAUAAAAUUGUGCUACUAGAACAACAACAAGAAAUAUUAGGAAAAAACAAAUCAAAUUGAGAGUAGGUUUUCUGCAGACGAUGUAGUAAACGAAAAGACAUUUUACUGCUGCCACUGAUUAAAAAAAAGUUAUGUAAUAGAAAAACAAAUUAAUGAAAAAAACUGAUAAAAUAAUAUUUACUCCCAUUUUUGCCCUUCCAAUGUGUGUUUUAAAGGGUUUUAUUUUCUCAUUUUUUUUUAAAAAUAUAUUUUGUUUAAUAAAUUCACGGAAGAUUAAACAGAUACACACACAAUUCACGUUUCAAAGUGAAGAGAAUAUUCUAACAAUUAUAAAAAAAAUAAAAUUUAUUAAAGAGACGUGAAAUUUGUGAGAGAAAAUAACUACAAUGUAAAACAUUUUUAGAUAAAAAAAAAUACUCAAGAAUUUUAAUUUUUAAUUUAAUGUGAUAGUAUUAGAUUUGUAGGGUUUUUAAAAAAAAUCGUCAUAUGGCAAGAAAGGAAGGUAAAAAGAAAUAUAUUGUGCUAAAAUCUGCAGCAUCUAAUAUGAAUUUUCCUCCACAGGGUGGCAUAGUUGGAUUGAUUAUUUUGUAAACUUAGAGACUUUUUGUGCUUUAGUUUUAAACGUAUUGCGUAAUUCCCGUGAUUAAUGAUCUCUGACAUUUUCUGAUCGCAAUGUUUUUUUUUUCAGUUAUAUUUCAAAAAAUAAAAAUUCUUAACGUCGUUUCAAAUAUAAUACCCUCUUCAUCAGGUAGGGGAGGGCGGGGCUAAUAAAGUCACUUAAGGGUUUGGAAAAAGCUCAAAAUAUCAUAUUUCCUAGCUAGAUAGAACAAAAUGAUCUGAGAAAGAGUUAUAGAGCAGUAAAUUUCCUAAAGAAAUGAGCUAUACAUUUCGCUUUAUCUGUUUGGGAAAUAUGAUAUUUUGAGCUUUUUCUAAACCCUUAAGUGACUUUUUUAACCCCGGUCUCCCCUACCUAUUAAUUAUGGAAAAUUAUGCAGAGGGAAUUGAGAUAUAAAAAUUAUAAAAGUAAUAAAAUAAAUAAAUCAUUUAUUACGGUGCAAAUUGUAAUAUAUUUACACAAAAGAAACUACUAAUUUAUUUGAUUCUCACCACAGAAUAAAUUUGUGGGUAAUGCAAGUGCUUUUAUGCUUUGAUAGUCAUUGAUACUAACUCAUUAAAAUUCAUGAAUUAAAUUUCAUGGCAUAGAAAUAUUGUUUAUUUCAUAAAAGACUUUUAAUAAUUCUUAUUAUUUUAUUAUUCUGAAAUUUUGUGGAUACCUAGCAGUGCCACCCUGUAUUAUCCAUACCCCUACAUACAGUGGGACCCCAGUACAACGACGGCUUGGUUGAACUACUCUCGCGCAUUGAAAAUAAUGAGUGUGAAGAGUAUUUCCGAGUGGUCGUUGUACUGAGGUCCCACUGUAUUUUAUUAUUUGCCCAUAGGUAUGAUUAUUAAAUUUAAUUUUUAAUAGCUGCAUUUUUAAUGCUUUUAUCAUCACUACUAUACUUAAUACUAUAAAUAUUUUUGCACAUUCUGUGCAAUAUAAUUUUAUAUUUUUUGCUGUUUUUUUUGUUUGUCAUGCAGAUAGGAAUUAUAGUUUUAUUUUAUGACAUGAGAAAAGAAAUGAAAAUGAUAAACAAAAUGGUAUUUGAUUGGAAAGUUAGGUGGUAUGUAAUAUCUGUAUUAGGUAAAGAAAGAAAAUGUGGUUGAGAAGUAUGCCGGAAAAGGAAAUAAUCAUGUGGAAAAAGGGUACUUAGGAGUUAAAAGAGAAUUAAAUGAAAAAUAAAUGAUAAUGUGUGAGAAAACAAGAGAAAAUAUUGUGUAAAAAAUAAUACAGAUAAAGGCUGAAUAAGUAAGAAUUUUCACAAAAAAUGUACGUGAGAAGGAGAAAAUUUAUAUACCAGAGUAUAAAAUAGGUAUAGUGUUGUCCCUCGUAUAAAAAAAAAUACAAAAGGCUUGGUCAACGUAUUUCUCUGCAUAUUUUUUGCUCAAAACAACUGAAAGACCCUCUGCAAGAUGCCUCAGACACGAAUAUUGUGUUUACCCUGUGAGAUUGCUUUAAGACGAGCUGAUUUUUUUAGAAGAAAAUUUUUCUAUAUUGGGAAAUGCAGGAAAAAAUGGGAUGAAAAUGUGAGGAAAAAAUCCCGAGAAAUUUUUAAAAGUCUCUCAAAUGUAAAAUAUAAACAGAGUUCGUGUCUGGAACAUCUUGAAAGCUCUGUGAGUAGUAAAUCGAGUAAAUCUCACAGUAAAGAAGUAAAAAACAGAAUGUGGAUAAAAAGUCAUUUCAAUUGAGUCAGGUGAGUUUGGAGAUUUGAUGAGAAAUAGUUUGUACGAUAUAAUUAAUUAAUUAAACAAAGAGAAAAAUCAAUUGUUUGCCAUAGUGCUUGUCUUCUUUUAAUAGAUUUGUUACUACUCCAUUUUAUGACCUCCCUUGCAUAUCAACUUGUUGGUCAUUCUGUCUCUAAAGGAAAGUUCCCAUUUGCAUAAAUUUGUACGCAAUGGGAACUUUAUUAGUUUGAACAGAAUUCAGUUAACAGUCACAAAGUGUUCAUGCAAAAUAUUUUCUUACAAAAUAAUUUUCAAACUAAAAUGCAUUUUUGUUACACUCCUCAUGAUUUUUUUUUAAAUAAUUCUAAUAUUGUGUAGGUAAUACCCUUUUUUUAAUCUCUGAGUAUUAGGAUUUUAUGUAUUUUUUUUACAAUAUUAGAUGAGUGACUAUUUUUACGUUAUUAAUUGGUUUUAGUUUUUUUUAUGAAAAAAAAAAUUCGGCAACUAUAUUUUUAUACCGGAAAGGUCUUUUAUUCUUUUAUUAUAUUAAUUUUUUUGUAAAUAUUGUGUUUUUUUAGGAGUAAAAAGAUAUUUUUUUACGUUUAUUCAAUGCAUUAUUAGGCAAAAUAAAUCAUUACACAUUAAACAACAUUAAUGAGAAAAAAAAUGUAAAUAGACAUUACAAUAAAAGGAGGAAUCAGUUGGAAAAUGAUAAUAAAAGCAUGAUUCUUUAUCAUA